Molecule: messenger RNA, 701 nt
Organism: Paramuricea clavata
Lineage: Eukaryota; Metazoa; Cnidaria; Anthozoa; Malacalcyonacea; Plexauridae
Source: the annotation of a GenBank genome assembly
GACAUUACCAAGACGUCGGACUGAAAUGUACUGGAACAAGACUGAAUCAGAAUCUUCAUAACAUUUCGAGAAGCUUAUUACAUUUCGUUGGUAAAGGAAAAUCGUCGUUGAAAAACGUUAGAAUACACGCCGUACAGCAGUACCAGGCAGAAAAUUUAUCAUUAUCAAAAUUUUCUACUUCCAAAGCGAUCGUGUGUGAUGGCAGAUGUCCUCAUGUCACAAACCUAAACAUCACAGGUUUUGCGGCGGCUAUCGAAAUUCAUAAAUAUGGUGACAUUUUGUUGAGGAAUAUAAAGAUUAUGAACUGUUUUUAUGGUGUUGUUGCGAAAAGCACCGGUAUUAAAGCACUUUCAAAAAGUUACAACGGCACUGACAUCUUCCGCUUGGAGAAAAUUACAGUUAAUAACUCCCAUGUGGGUGUUAUGUUGGAAAGUCAUUAUUCUCUUCCCAUAGACCUAAGGAAAAUUGCCAUUACAAACUGUUAUUCUGGGAUGUUUGUUUCAAAGUCAAUGUUCACAAAGGUUAAGAUGUCUGAACUGUUGUUUGAUACUGGCGUCAAUGCUAUGAUAAUAAGGACAACACCAGGAUACUUUGAACAAGUCGAUCUUUGUGAUGACAGCUAUUACCUCUACAAUGCAUCAUUUCCCGUGGAAGUAAUUCGUUCAGGCCGUGCUUCCCCUCAACGAAGUUCUUGUUCUAUG